Messenger RNA from Thermothielavioides terrestris NRRL 8126, 2014 nucleotides. RefSeq lists its product as uncharacterized. Gene Ontology annotation, biological process: regulation of transcription by RNA polymerase II. Bases 99 to 1631 code for a protein of 510 amino acids. Gene Ontology annotation, cellular component: nucleus. The record is from RefSeq and is a predicted model, not a curated record. NCBI's taxonomy places the organism in Eukaryota, Fungi, Ascomycota, Sordariomycetes, Sordariales, Chaetomiaceae. The transcript has a single exon.
UUCACGAAGUUGUCGAGCUUGCACCUGCAGCUCAACUGCUCCUCCAAGGUACCGUGCGCACAUCUAGCCCAGCUAUAUACCCCUUUCCCACCGGAAUCAUGAAGCGGAAAACUGAGGAGGAAGAGAUUGGUCCUGCUGGGCCCUCCAAACGGCAGCAAAUCGAGACCCUCGACUAUCCCGAACCGCCGCUGGCUCCUCUGGUACCCUUAGCUCCAACGUCGACCGAGUCAGCCACAAACACCCCCAUCCCAGACGACAGCACCAGCGUAUCAUCUCCCACUUCUACCGCCCACCAGCCGCUCACCCCAACGGCCACCUCCGUUCCUCCCUCCGUCUCCUCCCGCCGGUCGCGCAAGUUCCCCUCCGACCUCAAGACCAUCCAAUGCACCUACCCGGGCUGUCCCAAGACGUUCAACCGCCCGGCCCGCCUGGCCGCGCACCUGCGCUCGCACACCAACGACCGGCCGCACCGCUGCCCCUACGCCGACUGCGACAAGACCUACCUCGAGGAGAAGCACCUGACCCAGCACAUCAAGGGCUCGCACACGCACGAGAAGCGGUACGUGUGCGCCGAGGCCGGCUGCGGCAAGGCCUUCGUGACGGCGACGCGCCUGCGCCGCCACGCCGCCGUGCACGAGGGCGCCGAGCGCUUCCGCUGCCGCGGCUACGACGGCUGCAGCCUCAGCUUCCGCAAGCACCAGACCCUGCAGCGCCACGUGCGCGUGGCCCACCUGGGCCUGCCCGCCUUCGUGUGCGGCGCCGAGGGCUGCGAGGCCGGCUUCGACGCCGCCGGCGCGCUGCGCCGCCACGUCGAGCGGGAGCACGGCGAGCUGCGCUUCUGGUGCGAGGAGUGCGCCGGCGACGGGCCCGACGACGACGGCGGCGGCCGCAAGGUCGGCUUCCGCACCCUGCUGAUGCUGCAGGCCCACAUGCGCAAGGAGCACGUCAACUGCGUCUUCUGCGACGUCCGCUGCGGCAGCCAGGCCGACCUGGAGCGGCACGUGGACAUGUACCAUUCCGGCACGACGGUCGAGGACCGGAAGACGGUCGAGUGCACCUGGGAGGGCUGCGGGAAGAAGUUCACGCGCGUGUCAAACCUCAACACGCAUAUUCGCACGGCGCACGAGGGCCGGCGCUUCGUGUGCGGGCAGGUGGAUACCUUUGAGACGGAGGACAUCGCCGACUGGAACUGGAUGGAGGAAGGGUGCGGGCAGGCGUUCAUCAGCAAGCUGAAGCUGGAGGAGCACGUGCGGUACGUGCACCUGGGGAGGAAGCGGCCGCCGCGGCUAGUCACGGUGAAGUCGGCGCUGCCGGGCGAGGCCGACGAGAUGUCCGCGGCGGUGCCGAGGAGGACGAUCCCGUGCUCGGUCGAGGGCUGUCCAGCCAAGUUCAUGCGCCACCACGAUCUCGAGAAGCACCUGCAGAAGCACUUCCAGAAGCCUCGCGGCGAGCCGCAGCAAGACGAGAGUCCCAUCGACCCCCGGUUGCAGCAGGGGCCCGCAAACGACGAGCAGUUCUUCAUCGAGUCGGCCGUGCCCGCGGUGGAUGAGCCGAACUUUGACUCGGAGUGGGCCGAGAUGCGGCGCCUGAUCGACAUUGAUGCGUUGGUCGACGCGAAGGGUGAGAGAUGAAAUUAAGAAAACACGGUUCGGCGUUCAUGGCUAGGUCGGAGUGCAUAUACCCCUAUUUGCUGUUGUUUGGUCGGGCUGCCAAUGCCGCUGGCUGGGGGGAGGGUGGAGGCGGGAACAUUGCAGCAUGCACCGAGUCUCUCAUCGAGGCUUUGAAAGCAGAUCGGCCAAAUCAUCGCAUGUAUCAGCUAUCAGCGCGAAAUACAGCGCCGUCAAGUCUAUCAGACUACGGCUCUAUCCAAUCAAUCCCAAGACACCGCAUGCUCUGCGAGUCCCUCCCCUACCCAGAGUAUCAUCACAUACCCUCAUUAUCCACUUCCAUUUUUUUCAAUAACCAGCCUCUGCAGAACCUCCCCCCCACCCCUUCCUCCCCAAACAGUAUCCCU